CCGGCUUCCAAUUCAACCUCCAGUUCCUCUCCUAGUGGCUCUGGUCGUGCCCAGUAUCAGCUUCUGCCCCAGAUGGACAAAUUCGAGGGAGUCGAGGCUGUGUCUGACGGCCAGAAUGGCGGCAGCUUCAGCGAGAUUGACAGCAUUGACGUCGAGUGGACGCCCGAGGAGGAGAAGUCCCUGGUUCGCAAGCUCGACAGAACCAUUAUGCCGCUCUUGAUUCUCGGCUUCUUUGCCCUGCAACUUGACCGUGGAAACAUUGGCAAUGCUCUCACGGAUUACUUUUUCCGGGAUGUUGGUAUAACUCAGGCCCAGUUCAACGUUGGACAGCAACUUCUCUCACUCGGCAUCGUGCUUCUCGAAAUCCCGAGCAACAUCAUUCUAUACAGAGUCGGUCCUUCACUCUGGAUCGGAUGCCAGAUUGUAGCAUGGGGGUUCGUUGCCACAUUCCAGGCUUUCCAGAACGGCCUGGCCUCCUUCCUCAUAACCCGACUUCUCUUGGGUCUCUGCGAGGCUGGAUUUAUCCCAGCAGGCCUUUACACCAUCACCCGCUGGUACAAGAACGAGGAGACGAGUAAGAGAUUUUCGUGGUACUUUAUUGGUAGCAUGACGGCGUCUGGGUGCUCUGGCCUACUCGCAUACGGAAUUCUACACAUGAGAGGAGUUGCCGGUCUCGCCGGAUGGCAGUGGAUGUUCCUUAUCGAGGGCAUGUUUACUGUCGUUGUCGGAAUCCUAUUUCUUUCGCUUUUCCCACAGAGCACCGCCAACCCCGUUUCACUCCUGGGGUUACGCAUCUUCACCGAGAGGGAAGCAAAGAUCCUCACAAAGAGGAUCAUGAUCAACGAUCCAUCCAAAAUUAACGUCAAAGUCAACAUUAGUCGACAAGAGUUGAAGAAUGUGUUCACCAAUUGGAAACUCAUUCCCCAUAUUGUCCUUACCAUCUCAUGCAUUGCGCCAGCCGGUACAAUGGGCUCCUAUGCACCGACUCUCGUUAGCUCCUUUGGGUACGAGAGAUUGAAGUCAAAUGCCCUUGUCUCCAUUGGCUACUGGAUUCUCAUGGUCGUUAACAUCGUAUGGGGAACCAUCGCUGAUAAGAUCCGUCUCCGUGGACCAAUGGUCUUCUUCGGCUUGGUGAUCUUCUGGUGCUUCACGCUUGGGAAUAGGCUACUAAUCAACUCGCCCGAUGGAAAGCGAAGACUUGCGGUCCUGAUUUGCGGCCUCUCCUUCGCCCAGAACUGGCACCCUGUCAAUAGUUCGUGGGUGGCGUUAAACUCCGGCUCUCCUGGAGAGCGAUCUCUCACAAUGGCCAUUAUGAUCAUGUCCGCCAACACGGGCGCAAUCAUUGGAAGCCAGUUGUUCCAAGCGAAAGACGGACCUCAUUACCCAAUCGGUUGGAGUGUCAUUCUGGGACUUGUCACCCUAGGCGUGGUUAGCUCUUUCGUGGCGAACUUGCAGUACUUUGUCCUGAACGGUCGCAAGUUUACACGAAAGGGCCUCAAGUACUUCCCUUGAUCCAGUCGUCUUAGAACCGACCCGAGCGCUUCACAAUACCUGCAAGCACAUGAUACCAACUAAAGCAUUUGAUGGCCCAUUCAAACCGGGGAUUGCAUUGGAGUUGGAUUUGGGCGAUUGAGCAGAUCACGCACCUAAACAAGUAAUGAAUGCACAAGUUGCAAAGAAUAACAUAUUAUUAUGAGAGGC
Messenger RNA from Ilyonectria robusta, 1701 nucleotides. RefSeq names its product alternative sulfate transporter. Gene Ontology annotation, biological process: transmembrane transport. Gene Ontology annotation, molecular function: transmembrane transporter activity. The transcript has 11 exons. NCBI's taxonomy places the organism in Eukaryota, Fungi, Ascomycota, Sordariomycetes, Hypocreales, Nectriaceae. The coding region runs from base 73 to 1512 and encodes 479 amino acids. Gene Ontology annotation, cellular component: membrane. The record is from RefSeq and is a predicted model, not a curated record.